This is a messenger RNA of Sesamum indicum (sesame), 736 nucleotides long. RefSeq names its product small ribosomal subunit protein eS17. Gene Ontology annotation, molecular function: structural constituent of ribosome. Gene Ontology annotation, biological process: translation. Gene Ontology annotation, cellular component: ribosome. The record is from RefSeq and is a predicted model, not a curated record. NCBI's taxonomy places the organism in Eukaryota, Viridiplantae, Streptophyta, Magnoliopsida, Lamiales, Pedaliaceae.
CAGAUUUAUAGAUUCACAAACCCCUCCUCCUCAUACUCCCAUCCGCCAACCCUAGCCAACACUCGCUUCUUCCCUCUUCCUCCGCAGCAACCCUCAGCCGUCGCCUCCACAACCACCACCGAGAUGGGUCGCGUCCGCACAAAGACAGUGAAGAAAUCCUCCCGCCAGGUAAUUGAACAUUACUACUCGAAGAUGACUUUGGACUUCCACACCAACAAGAAGGUUCUGGAAGAGGUUGCCAUUAUCCCCUCGAAGCGCCUCCGCAACAAGAUAGCUGGGUUUUCCACCCAUUUGAUGAAGCGGAUCCAAAAGGGACCCGUUCGUGGAAUCUCCCUGAAGCUGCAGGAAGAGGAGCGCGAGCGCCGCAUGGAUUUCGUGCCUGAUGAGUCGGCCAUUAAGGUCGAUCGCAUUGAGGUUGACCAGGAGACCGUGGAUUUGUUGGAGUCGCUUGGCAUGAAGGACUUGCCAGGUGUGGUGCUGAGAGAGGACCAGGGUCCUAUCAAUGUUGCACCGGCCAUGGGCUACGGUCGCGGCGGCAUCAGGAGAUACUGAGAGAGUUGAGUCUUUUUGUUCGGUUAAUAUGCUCUUGGAUGUUAUUUUAUAAUGGAUUAUUGUUAGUUUUGGUGAAAAAUGAUGUCUUACAGUACUCUUAGAUUAUGCUUUUUGGGAAAUUUGAGACUAUUUCAAGAUGUUAAAGUUUCUGUGGUAAUCGUACUUUUGUUCUGAUUGGUGAUGA